Messenger RNA from Rhodofomes roseus, 3982 nucleotides. Its product is annotated as RdRP-domain-containing protein. Gene Ontology annotation, biological process: siRNA processing. The record is from RefSeq and is a predicted model, not a curated record. Gene Ontology annotation, cellular component: nuclear RNA-directed RNA polymerase complex. NCBI's taxonomy places the organism in Eukaryota, Fungi, Basidiomycota, Agaricomycetes, Polyporales, Fomitopsidaceae. The transcript is spliced from 17 exons. Gene Ontology annotation, molecular function: RNA-directed RNA polymerase activity. The coding region runs from base 191 to 3877 and encodes 1228 amino acids.
CCGAGCGCGUGUUAGGCGUGCCACAGUCAAAGCGGCGGAGAAUGCAUCGCGAACUCUAUCGUUGCUUUGACCGACCCCCCAUCUACUUAAGCCCUUCUCCUCAGCACCCACCACACUCAUCGUCUCACUCUGUCACCAUCUGCGCACGCACAGCCUCCUACGUCAACUGCGCUUGAGCAUUGUUGCGUCCAUGGAGAUCGAGUUACGUGACAUCUCGCGCGACGCCACUAUCUGGGAGGUCAAACGCAAGAUUGGCUCGAUUCUGCAUAGCGAUUACUUCUAUAACCCAACAGACCCGAAGGAUCGCCCGGCGAAUUUCCAGGUCUCGUUGAAUGAAGGGCCAAACGGUAUAACGCACAAUGGUACAGGCAUCUUGUCUCUGGGGAGCCGCAAACUCGGCGAUAGGUUCUUGAGGUGGCUCCACAACCCCGGCCUUCACGAGUCCGAUAUCGACGUUCAACUGAACGGUCGCAAGAUCCGCUUCUUCAGGAGUAAGAACCGACCCAACCAUGGCCUUCAACAAAUCCUGGAGAAGGCACCAUAUCUCCCCCCGGAGAUAGAAGAAGAACGAGAAGACAAACUGCGCCAACUUGAUCAUUCAAUCCAUGUCGACAAGAUCCAAUUUGGCAUUUUCUAUCGUCCUGUUGACGCCAAACCCACCGAAGGGCGCGCGUUCUCCAACGAGUUCGAAAUUAGCCACCGUGAAAAGGGCGCAGGUAUUCUCUGGUUCGAGUACGAUCAUAAGUUGAUUCGCAUUCAGAUGGGCGACCAGAUGACUGAACAGAUUGCCCACAACAUUGCCAUCACAUUCGCCAACAUCCGCAAGAUAGCUAAGGGCAUCGAUUGUGGCAACCGAUUCGUAGUCUUCGAAUUACUAACUCCACCGAUGUUGGAAAAGCAACGAAUCAAUCGCGAGCUCACGGGAGACGCCAAGUGGGACACCCGUAAGUACCGGCAACGCCUUAGUAGUCUCAACGAAGCGCAUGCCAUCGCUGCGCCCUACGCCUAUCACAUCCGCGUCAUCAUGCAUGAGGACCGGGACAUUUGUGACUUUGCAAAUCUCUGCAAAAUCGCGGGUCUUCCGGAACCCAUCCUCGUAACGAUUGACACCUUCAAACGCGGAUUCUUCUCCCCCAGACAACUCUACUUGGUCCGUGAGUGGGUGCGCAAAUUUGACUGGGCGGUCGCAUUCCAGAUCGAAGCACUUCUCCAUAACGGACUUCUGCAUACCGAAGACCUGCUUGUUCAUUUGAAAAGGCCCAUCGACGAUUUAUAUGCGCGGGACCAGGCGGGCGCAGCCGAUGUUUUGCGCCUUUUCACUGAUGCACUUCGUUGCCGUGACGCGCGCUGCGAGAGCCCUUCGCAGUGCUUCGAACAUGUACGGCCCACUUUGCCAUUGAUGGAUUUCAAGCCGCUCCCUUUUCCUCCUGGAUACUUCCCUUGUCAUCACGUCACAUUCACUCCGACGCGGAUGAUCUUGGAGGGUCCAUACGUAAUCCAAUCGAAUCGUGUCAUCCGCCGUUACCAAGGUUACCAGGACCACUUCAUCAGAGUCGACUUCAGGGACGAGGACCGCCUGCAGUACCGUUGGGCACGCGAGGUUGACGGUACCUCGCUUCUCCAGGACCGCGUGGGCGGCCUUCUCAAGAAUGGCUUCGAGCUGGCGGGGCGUCAAUUCGAGUUCCUUGCUUACUCGCAGUCUGCUUUGCGCGAGCAUGCCGUCUGGUUCAUGAAUCCUUUCAUGCAUCACGAGCAUGGAUACGUGAAUGCGCAGGAGAUUCGCGACAGUCUUGGCGACUUCUCUGGUGUUAUCAAGCAUCCGUCUAAGUAUGCAGCACGUAUCGCCCAGGCAUUUACCGCGACAGACCCUUCUGUGACUGUGACGCGCGACCAGUGGGAAUUGGUCGAAGAUCUAGGAAAAGAUCCAUACUUGUUCACAGAUGGAGUGGGCACCAUUUCAGUCGAGCUUGGCAAUAGAAUCUGGGACGCUCUUUGUCGAGCUAUGCCAGAUGGUCGACAGAAGAAGUCGGUUAAGCCGUCUGCCUAUCAAAUCCGCUUCCUAGGUUUCAAGGGUAUGGUCGCAAUUGACGAACGGUUGGAAGGUGUCAAGAUGCGCCUGAGGCCAUCGAUGAACAAGUUCAGGGCACUGGAUGAAGAAGUGGGCGAGGUCGAGAUCGCUCGAGCAUUCGACAAACCUGGCACCUCAUACCUGAACCGGCCGUUAAUUGCGCUCUUGGAAGACCGUGGGGUGGAGAAGCCAGUGUUCGUUACACUCCAAGAACGCACAAAGAUGGAGAUUCAUACCGCGAGUGACUCAAUGGAGCGUUUCGUGGGCCUCCUGAAAGCGCACAAACUUGGAACGAGCUUCGGUCUAGACUUCAUUGUACGAGGCCUGCGUUCGAUCGGCAUGGGCUUCAAACACGAGAGGAACGUCAAGGUACUGCAAGAUCCAUUCAUCGACCGUCUCAUCCACUUCGCGAAGAAUCACGUACUCCGAGACGUCAAGCAUGGCGCCAGGAUUCCUAUACCAGAUAGUCACUUGCUGGUGGGAGUAGCGGACGAGGGGCCGGCGUAUGAGCAGGAAGGCGUCAAUAAUGUAUACUCGCUGAAAGACGGUGAAAUCUUUGCAUGCAUCCAGCAUUCAGAAGAUGAUCAACCUACCUACAUCAAAGGUUCAGUAAUCAUCACGCGGAGUCCUACGAUGCAUCCUGGGGAUAUCCAGCGAGUCUACGCCAUAGGCGAGCCCCCGGAAGAUAAAGUAUGCUUUUUCCGCAACCUCAAGAAUGUUGUUGUCCUACCGUCGACCGGGGAACGUUCUCUUGCAUCCUGCCUUGGAGGUGGUGACCUCGACGGCGACACGUACUCGGUCAUUCACUACGGUCCAUUGCUUCCAACUGAACACGCGGACCCGGCGAGCUACGAAUCUGUGCCGCCAAAUCUGCUGAACCGCCCGAGUACGAUAGAUGAUAUCUGUGACUUCGUCGUCGAAUACCUGAAUUCAGAUGUCCUGGGUCUGCUCUCAGAUAACCAUCUGGUCAUAGCAGAUCAAUCGAAGUAUGGUACAAAGGACGACAAGUGUCUGGAGCUUGCCCAGUUGUGCAGUCAAGCUGUCGAUUAUCCCAAGAAUGGUGUACCCGUGGACGCUUUCAAUGCCCCUAGGCGGUUGAUCCCGUACAAGCCGGAUUGGCACCAGGCCGAGGAUCCCAACCCUCGUGACACUGACUACUACAUCUCUACUCGUGCGCUGGGCGAUAUGUUCCGGAAUAUCGCACUGCUGGACCCGUCGAGCCUGCCUCCCGCGACGGCUCCGAAUGCCAAGACGAGGCCUCUCUCGGACGCGAUCUCACUUCAAUUGAAGCCAUGCAUUGAAGAGCAGCUUCGCCACUUCGAUAACGACGAAGGCGAGGUGGGGGAAAUGUCAACGCUAUUCCAGAGAUACGCGGAAGAGCUGCGCUUCAUCUGCAUGACGCACUCACUAUCUGAGGCCCCCGAGAUGCGCCUCACCGAAGAAGAGGCCGCGAUUGGCACCAUCGUCGCCAAAUGUUCGCAGAAGCGUUGGCGGUCUGACAGGACCCACAACAUGAAUGUGCAUGCCUCGAUGCUGGCGCGCGACAUCAGCAACAAGUUCUUCCACCAGACGUCGGAGGUGGUGCCGACGACGGGCGAGUUGCGAUAUGGCCUUUCGCAGGCCUGGUUGGCAUGGGACUUCAGCGCGCGCAACAAGGCGGCGUUCGGCGCGAACACCUUCGGCCUCAUCGCGCUGAGGGUGAUCUUCAACACGCUCGAGCUUCUCGGCGGUCUGAACAUCGUGCAGCAGCAAGUGGACGACGAGUCCGAGUCCGAGUCCGAGUCCGAGUUCGCCAACAUUCCCGUCUAGUUGUCACGUAGCAUGCUUGGAGGUAUCUAGUUCUCGCGCUCUGUACUCUCGAGAGGAUCGAAACGGAUUGGAUGCGGUGUACGACUAGGAAGGAGAUCAUGUAAC